AUGCCUAUUAGCUAUACUUGGAGAGACGAAGCUGACCCCAGGGGCCGUAUAUCCGAGGGGCGCAAAGGCGCAGCCAUUCAUCGGAUUGAGCAGUCGUGUCUGGAUUCACAACAACGUGCUCGGGUGGUACGUUGCGACGUUACCUUCGGUGCAGGUGACAAUUUCCGGUACAACUGUUUUACUCGUUCUGGUACCAUGAUUGGUGGAGGCGCGGCUAAAUGUGGCAAGCCUCGCGAGGCUCCCAAGCCUUCCAGGGGUGGUGGUGGUGGUGGUAAGCCGAAGCCGGGCAAGCCUUGCAAGAAGGGUUCGCCGGGCUGUGCUGUGAUGCGGCGGUAA
Messenger RNA from Clonostachys byssicola, 336 nucleotides. The record is from the annotation of a GenBank genome assembly. NCBI's taxonomy places the organism in Eukaryota, Fungi, Ascomycota, Sordariomycetes, Hypocreales, Bionectriaceae.